Messenger RNA from Penicillium canariense, 1548 nucleotides. Its product is annotated as esterase-like/phytase family protein. The transcript has 3 exons. The record is from RefSeq and is a predicted model, not a curated record. Lineage: Eukaryota; Fungi; Ascomycota; Eurotiomycetes; Eurotiales; Aspergillaceae. Bases 1 to 1548 code for a protein of 515 amino acids.
AUGAAGUCGACUCUGGCGAUUGCGCUACUGGCUACGGUCGCAAGGGCUGCGGACCAUGUCGUGAAUCAGACUACUUGCGCUGGCACCACCUACAAGUAUACCGGCCUAGCCGGGUAUGGCUUCAUUCCGUCCAAUGCUACGGAUAAGUAUGGUGAUACAAUCGGUGGCAUUGGCAGCGCCAUUGCUAUUGAUCAGUCGUCCUGGCGCAAGUCUGGCGAGGAUCUCUACUCUGGGACAAUCUAUACGAUCCCGGAUCGUGGAUGGAACACUAAUGGGACUCUCAACGACCAGUCACGUAUUCAGAAGUUCGCGCUCACGUUCAAAUUGGCACCCCAUGCUUCAGCCAAGAACCCCUCCAAUCCCAACCUGCGCUUGGAAUACCGGGACACUAUACUUUUGACAGGCCCUGAUGGAAACCCCACCACUGGUCUGGACGCCGAUGCUUCUGGUAACUUUUCCUACCCCGGUUUCCCACCCCUGCCCGUUGCCACCUAUACCGGCAAUGGCUUCGGCGGCGCUGGCAAGGGCGGCAAGCGAGUCUCAGUGGAUGCAGAGGGCCUGGCACUGGCCCAGGACGGUGGUUUCUGGGUAUCUGAUGAGUACGGGCCCUACAUCUACAAGUUCAGCGCUUCGGGUCGUAUGGAACAUGCGAUCCAGCCCCCGCAGGCCUACCUGCCUCGCCGCAACAACACCCUCAGCUUCAGCGCUGACUCCGCGCCACUCUAUAAUCCGGAUGCGGUGCCUAUCCCCGAGGACACCGAAACUGGUCGUGACAAUAACCAGGGCUUGGAGGGCCUGAGUCUCUCUGCUGAUGGCAAGACGCUCUAUGCGCUGAUGCAAAGCUCGCUGGACCAGGAGGGCGGCCCGAAGAAGCGGUACCGUGCCCCGGCUCGCAUGCUCGCAUACGAUAUCUCUGGCAAGACACCGCGCUAUAUCCACGAGUGGGUGGUCAUGCUGCCCAAGUACUACGACUACACUGAAUCCGAUGCCGACAAGGCGGACCAGGUCGCCUCACAGUCGGAAAUUCACCAGCUGCCAACGGGCGACUUCCUGGUUCUAUCACGGGACUCGGGUUUUGGACAUGGACAAGCCGAGUCACGGUCCGUGUAUAGACAUGCGGAUGUUUUCUCCGUGCUGAACAAUCAAUCGGUCACUGAUUUCAAGGGCCAGAGUGAUUAUGAUAGUGCUACUGGUGCCAUUGCUUCGUCGAAGGGUGUCCUGAAGGAUGGCAUCUCCCCGGCUGAGUACUGUUCAUUCCUAGACUUCAAUGUCAAUUCGGAGCUGGCUAAGUUCCGUCUGCACAAUGGUGGUCUGCAAGAUGAAUACUUGUUGAAUGAGAAGUGGGAGAGUCUGGCUCUUGUCCCGGUGGAUCCAUCUGCCGGUAUCCACCAGCACAAGCAAGGCGAGCAGGAGUAUUUCCUGUUCAGCUUGAGUGAUAACGAUUUCAUUACUCAGAAUGGGCACAUGAAUUUUGGGAAGUUCCCGUACAAGGACGAGUCAGGAUACAACUUAGAUACCCAAGCCCUAGUGUUCAAGGUUAGAUUCUAG